AUGAGAGGCCCGGGCCGAGGUUCGGAGAAGAAGGACAAAUUCCGUGCAACGAAGCUUGUAGAGAAACUGGCUGCCGCUGAGAACACCACCGCCGGAGAAGAGCCUGCGGAAGGGGAAGACAAGAAGAAAGCAAAGAAAGAGAAAAAGGACAAGAAGGAAAAGAAGGAAAAGAAGGAAAAGAAAGACAAAAAGCCCGCUCCUGAAGCUGCCGAAUCCGCAGCCCCCGCCGAAUCUGAAGCACCCCCCACCGCCGCUCCUGAGGACGCCUCCAGCCCCUCCAAAAAGCGCAAGCGUGACACCACCACCUCUGAGAUCGAGAUCGACGUCACCCUCCCCGAGCCACCCUCCAAGAAGGCCCUCCGCAAACUCAAAAAGCACCCCGACCUCGCCGACAAGCUCAUCAAGCCCUCCCCCGUCGCCGCCCCCGGCACCACCCCCAAGCCCGCCGAAGAGUUUCCCGAACACUCCUCGCAGGCGCGCUCCAAAUGGGGCAUCUGGAUCGGCAACCUCGGCUUCUCCACGACCCGCCCGCAGCUCGAGGAGUUCCUCACGCGCCCGCCGUCCACCAUCCAGCGCAUCGAGGUCACGCGCAUCAACCUGCCCACGGACCCGCACACGAAGCGCAACAGGGGCUUUGCCUACAUCGACUUUGCGAACCAGAAGGCGCUUGACUACGCGCUCACGCUCACGGAGACGCUCUUCCUCGGCCGCAAGGUGCUCAUCAAGAACGCCAACGACUUCUCCGGCCGCGGCAGCGGCACAAACCCCGAUGGCAGCGGUGGCCCCGUUAAGCUCGGACCUAACUUGGCGAGUAAGCCGCCGAGUAAGAUCUUGUUUGUGGGCAACCUGGACUUUGCGACGACCGACGAGGACCUGAAGAGCCAUUUUGCGUUCGCGGGGCCCAUCCAGAAGAUCCGGCUGGCGACGUUCGAGGAUACGGGCAAGUGCAAGGGGUUUGGCUUCGUCGACUUCGAGGACAUCGACUCUGUGAAGCGCGCUAUGCUGGGGCUGUCGGCGGAGGAGGAGGCGGCGAAGGCGGGGCUGGAGGGGAAGGAGGAGGAGGAGCUGGCGAAGCGCCAGAGGAAGAGGAGGUUCUUGGGGACGAGGCAGAUCAAGAUGGAGUAUGGCGAGGACUCGAGCGUGAGGUACAAGAAGCGCUUUGGGAAGGAGAGGCCGGAUGGGGAGAAGGAGAGGGAGAGGGGGGAGAGGGUCGAGGUGGAGGAGCGCGAGCCUCGGCAGAAGAGGGCGCCGAGGAAGGAGGAUGAUUGGGCGGAGAGGGCGUGGGAGGAGAAGAGGCAGAGGCAAGAUAAGAGGGACUCGAACCCCGGCGCGGUGUACAGUAAUGAUGUGAGGAGGACGGGCGCCAUCACGGAGAGUAAGGGGACGAAGAUGAAGUUUGACUAG
Messenger RNA from Morchella importuna, 1404 nucleotides. RefSeq lists its product as uncharacterized. The transcript has a single exon. Gene Ontology annotation, molecular function: RNA binding. The coding region runs from base 1 to 1404 and encodes 467 amino acids. NCBI's taxonomy places the organism in Eukaryota, Fungi, Ascomycota, Pezizomycetes, Pezizales, Morchellaceae. The record is from RefSeq and is a predicted model, not a curated record.